This is a messenger RNA of Bipolaris sorokiniana ND90Pr, 288 nucleotides long. RefSeq lists its product as uncharacterized. Lineage: Eukaryota; Fungi; Ascomycota; Dothideomycetes; Pleosporales; Pleosporaceae. The transcript has a single exon. The coding region runs from base 33 to 254 and encodes 73 amino acids. The record is from RefSeq and is a predicted model, not a curated record.
CUCCGGUGUCUGUCCUUGCAUGGCUGCCACACAUGUACAUAGACACAUGUACUUGCGUGCAUAGUACACAUCACCCACAGCCUGACCAAUUUGACAGGGAAGCCAACAACAACACCAAUAAUACUAACUACGACGCCCCUUGGGCCCGGCCACGGCCACGGCCAACACCAUCCAUCCAUCCAUCCAUCCGUUGCAAAGUCGACGGGCCCCUUCUGCAAGUGACAGAUGUCAGUCGCAUGCAGAGCGACUGCUAAUGGCAGGUUGGGCAUAGUGCGACGUCUCUGCGCC